AAUAGAAAGGUCUCUAGGAGUGGGGCGGAGGUCUCGGUUUUCGCGGUGUCGGUGGACGAGACGCGGGGGCCAUUUUGUGAGGAGACGGAGACGGGGACGGAGAAGUAGUAGUAACCGUUGAAGACGCUAUCUGGAGCAGUAGUCCGUUUCUUUACCGCUGUCGGAUCGGGGAGGCGGAGAUUCAGAAUCCAACCUUUUCUCCCUCUCCCCACCGGGGCAGCAAGGCGAACCCCAUCCCUACUCACUGGAGCUCAGCUUUGAUUUUUAACCUCCCCUCCCUGCCCUUUCAAAACACACACACUCCCAUCCAAAAGCCUUAUUUUGUAAAGAAAUUUUAAACAUAAUGAUGCAACUUGGCGCGCACUGCGGCAAACUUGUAGGUGUUUUUUUUUAAAAAUUGUUUUCGAAAACGAGACCUGGAUUUGUGUAAUUUUUAAAAUUUCUAUUUCUAUUUUUUUUCUGCAGCAGUUGGGUUAGAGGAGGAGGAGCCUUUUAGCCUCUCAUAAACUGACCUCUCUACUUCCUCAUGUAUUUUUAAGAUUGAAAUGAUGAUGUGAAAAGGGCUUUGCUUGUCUGCUACUGAGAACUUUACCCUUGCGGUUUUUGUGGAAACUGCUUUUGGAAAGAGAAAAGAAAUAAAACUUUACUGACUUGACAUUUUUGCACCUCCCGUUUUUCUAAUCUGGGCUAUUUUUAUUUUUGUUUUUUUACAGUGAGAUUUUUUUGAUCUUCAGCUACAGUAAGUUAUUCCAAUUUUUUUUUUCAUUUUUCCUGACUUUCCGCUGAUUUCCUUUUUAUUGUUGUUACUAGUUACUAUUAUUAUUAUUUAUUAUUAUUAUUAUACUUAUGAUGGUGGUGAUGAUGAUGAUGAUAAUGGCACUGCUGAUUUUUAACCGGAUUAAAUCGAGUUUUUCUGAAUGUUCCUGAGCAUUUCUCCUACCUCCUGAUUGACUUGGGAGUUUUGCAACCUUGGAGAGAGAGCUGAGGCAUUAGCAUUUUUAAGUGGAUUGAUCCCAUAAACCUUUUCUCUCCCAACCCCACCCUCAUCCCCAUUCCCUUCCCCACACUCAAAGAAUUUGACUGGCUGCUUAAGUCUGUGACCUAAUUUUUCCUGAUCUAUAACUUAACUGUUUUAGAGCAUCUCUGGACGUCUGUAUUUUUAAUUUUUUUUAUUUUUAUUUUUUAUUUUUAAUCUUUCAUUUGUUACAUUUUUAAACUGUGCUGCAAUAAAAUGUGUGUGGUACUACUGAUCACCUAUGGUGGUGAUGGCAUUUUCCCAGAAAGCCAUCUUCUUCCUAUGCCCCUUGAAAUCCCCUCCUGCUCUUCAUGUACACUACCCCUCACAAACUACAAGCUGCGACACCAUGGAUACCCAGUCUGGAGCAGCAGCAGCCAGGAUCACCUGGAGCCAAAGGGGUUCUUCGGAACAGAUGCAAACCCAUCCUGGGUGAUGCUUGUGGCUGUUUGACCCUUGCCAUCAAACACCAUGGCCAGCAAUGUCACCAACAAGACUGACCCCCGUUCCAUGAACUCCCGUGUCUUCAUUGGGAAUCUCAACACUCUGGUUGUUAAGAAGACUGACGUCGAAGCCAUUUUCUCCAAGUAUGGCAAGAUUGUGGGCUGCUCCGUUCAUAAGGGUUUUGCCUUUGUUCAGUAUGUUAAUGAGCGAAAUGCCCGUGCUGCUGUGGCAGGAGAGGAUGGCAGAAUGAUUGCUGGCCAGGUGCUAGAUAUUAAUCUGGCUGCAGAGCCAAAAGUGAACCGAGGAAAAGCAGGUGUGAAGCGUUCUGCAGCGGAGAUGUACGGCUCUUCCUUUGACCUGGAUUAUGAUUUUCAACGAGAUUAUUAUGACAGGAUGUACAGUUACCCAGCCCGUGUACCACCUCCUCCUCCCAUUGCUCGUGCAGUGGUGCCCUCCAAACGCCAGCGUGUAUCAGGAAACACUUCCCGCAGAGGCAAAAGUGGCUUUAAUUCCAAGAGUGGGCAGCGGGGCUCUUCAUCCAAAUCUGGCAAAUUGAAAGGUGAUGAUCUUCAGACAAUUAAGAAGGAGUUGACCCAGAUAAAACAGAAAGUGGAUUCUUUAUUGGAGAGCCUGGAAAAAAUUGAGAAAGAACAAAGCAAACAAACAGUAGAGAUGAAGAAUGAUAAGUCAGAAGAGGAGCAGAGCAGCAGCUCCCUGAAGAAAGAUGAGACUAAUGUGAAGAUGGAGUCUGAGGGGGGUGCAGAUGACUCUGCUGAGGAGGGGGACCUACUGGAUGAUGAUGAUAAUGAAGAUCGGGGGGAUGACCAGCUGGAGUUGAUCAAGGAUGAUGAAAAAGAAGCUGAAGAAGGAGAGGAUGACAGAGACAGCGCCAAUGGCGAGGACGACUCUUAAGCACAUGUUGGGGUUUUAGAACUCUCGUCCCAUUAUUUCUUUACCUAGGCGCUUGUCUUUGAUCAAACUUUUCACCAGAUCCUCUCUUAGUAUCUUCCAGCACAUGUUCACUGUUGUACCCAACUUUAUCCUUCCCAUGUUCAUUAAUUCUGCCCUGCGCCUAGUCCCUUUGCCACUUCCUUCGAUUCUCCUAGUAGUUAUAUUAAGUCUCCUGUAAUUUUGCUCUUUUAAUUUUGAUACCUCUUUAUGACUUUAACAAUAAAAAGGAUGUAUGGUUUUUAUCAGCUGUCUCCAAAGGAAUCUCUUGUUAUGCAGGGAGUAAGCACAGUUCUCUGUUCCAUUCAAACAUGAGACUGGUAGCUACUUCCACAAGUGAAAAGGCAAUCUCAUUUAAUUCAGUUCCCUGUACCUGAGAACUUUGAGUGUCUUCUCCUACCUAGGAUUACAAUGUGGGGCUAAAAAAAUGUAACAGUGAUUUUUUUUUUUUUUUGUCAAUGACAGUUGUCAGAAAUGCAUAAAGAGGUACUUUCAGAA
Trichosurus vulpecula (common brushtail) is the source of this 2905-nucleotide messenger RNA. It is a transcript of the gene HNRNPC, whose product is annotated as heterogeneous nuclear ribonucleoprotein C. Lineage: Eukaryota; Metazoa; Chordata; Mammalia; Diprotodontia; Phalangeridae. Gene Ontology annotation, molecular function: RNA binding. The transcript has 9 exons. The coding region runs from base 1487 to 2371 and encodes 294 amino acids. Gene Ontology annotation, cellular component: nucleus. The record is from RefSeq and is a predicted model, not a curated record.